Molecule: messenger RNA, 1205 nt
Organism: Carya illinoinensis
Lineage: Eukaryota; Viridiplantae; Streptophyta; Magnoliopsida; Fagales; Juglandaceae
Product: transcription factor MYB1-like
Exons: 3
Coding region: 62-988 (308 amino acids)
Source: RefSeq, a predicted model, not a curated record
UCCAGCACUGGCAACCAAAAGGCAAAAGCAUUGAAAAGACUGUACACAGGCACAGAGAGAAAUGGGGAGAAGCCCGUGUUGUUCCAAGGAGGGCUUGAACAGAGGUGCUUGGACAGCUCAAGAAGACAGAAUUCUCAGAGAAUUCAUUAGAAUCCAUGGUGAAGGCAAAUGGAGAAACAUGCCCAAAAGAGCAGGUUUGAAAAGAUGUGGGAAGAGCUGCAGGCUUCGCUGGUUGAAUUAUCUUAGACCUGACAUUAAGAGAGGGAACAUAUCACCAGAUGAAGAAGAACUCAUCAUCAGGCUUCACAAGCUCUUGGGGAACAGGUGGUCUCUAAUAGCUGGGAGGCUCCCGGGGCGAACAGACAAUGAAAUCAAGAACUAUUGGAACACCAAUCUGGGCAGAAAAGUUCAGGACCACCAAAACACAGCCCCACACCUCAAGCUUUCAAGCAGGUCCGUUGAGAAGACUCUAAAGAACACCAAUAUCAUUAACCUUCCCCACAACACAAACUCACUAUCACAACCCAAAAUGAAUAAUUUCCAAGUGAUUCGGACCAAGGCAACUAAGUGCUCCAAGGUUAUCCUGGCUCCCCAACCUAGAAACAUUGAACAUUGUGAAACCAAAAAGGCAGAAGCAUCAGUCGAAACUGAGCAAUAUCCCAGCAACAAGGCCGAUUUCAAGGGAUCUUCGUCGUUUGCUAGCACAGAAAAUAAUCAAACAUCGGAAUUACCGACGGAUUUCAACAUUGGGGAGCUUUGCUUCUCUGAUCUUCUCAACUGUUACUUUCCAGAUUCACGUGACCUCAAAUAUAGCAACGAUAGUAACAAGGAAUCAUCCUCCUCAUUCAAGGAAUCUAUGAUGUUUCUCGAUGAAAUGCUGCAGGAUUGGACCAAUAACAACAAUUGUGUUCAACCGAAUGUGGCUUCCGAUGAUCUGCAUUCUUUAGCUUCAAUGCUUGAUUCCAGAGGAGAAUGGCAGGUUGAAUAAUAAUCGAUUAACAAACUGGUCAUGUUGACAUGACAAUGACAAUGACAUCUCAGACUUCUGCUCCCCUUCAUGACCCAAAAUAAUGUGUGAUAUUUCUGGGACACUGUAAAAUUGUGUUGUCCUGUAUUUUCAUGGCUGUGACUUUAGCCAGGUUAAUUGUUGUAUAAAUAAAAGCAGAAACGGAAUCUUGCUAAGAAGAAAAUGACUUUUUCUGAUA